UGGACGGUUUCUGUCGCCAGGAGGGGAUUCUGCAGCGUCGGAAAGCGUCUGCGCUCAUUGGCCAGCUCCCGCAGUGGCUGAUGGGAAUGGUUACCAAACUUCGUCAUUUUGAAUGCUGGCUGCUGCCUGUUUUGCGGUGUAAACUGUUUGUGAUGUUCCUCCGGUGAAACCACCGAGCUGUCCAUGGGAGUCUGGUGAUGAGAUACUUCGUAUGAGCUGCGUCCCUGGCACCGAGAAGAGUAUUUCUGUGUAGAGGGGUGUACUGUGCGAGCCCUUCCCCUGCCUCCCGGGAAAUUGGUUAUGUCUUCCUCUACCACUAAUGCACGAUCUUCUGAGGGGAGGCAUUCUCAUUCCACUCCCCAGAAGGACAUCGAAGCAGAGGCUGUAAUGGUGCGCUCAAAGAGCUGUGAAGUCAGCAGCACCAGAGGCUCCACCUAUUCUUCCUUAUCACCGAUAUGUCAUGAUAGCUAUCGAAGUGACUUUGAAGACCAGGUUCUCCAUUCAAAUGCAUUGGUGGAUGAAUCCGAAACAAGAAAACCUUGGGGUCAUUCUAAAGGACAGAACAGCAUGCCGAUUGAACAAUCUCUGGCCGAUUUGAAGCUCUCUCCCUGGGAAAUGUGGCUUCUCUGCAAAGAAAGACAAGGUCGCAUUGAGCUGCAAAAGAAAAUUUCGGAGGAAUUAAAACAAGAGGAGGAAAGGAGAAAACAGCAGCAAAAAAAAGAACAGAAGAAACGUCUCGCUGAAGAACAGCACAAAGAUUGGGUCCGGAAAAAGCAAGACCAGGAAAGAAAGGAGAAGGAGCAUAAACUUCUACUGGAGCUCCAGGAAAAAGAAUUUGAAGAACGGAGGAAACAUUCCUUACAAGAGAAGAGUAAAGAGAAAUACGAAGAGUGGUUAAGUAAAAAGAAAGAAGAGGAGCUGGAGAGGAAGAGAAAAGAAAAGGAGGAAGAGGAGAAACGUGAAGCUGAGCAAAGAGAGAAGAAGGAGAAGGCUGAUCAGAUGUUCAAGGAGUGGUUAGAACAGGCCAAAAAUAAGCCACGUCCGACGCUCAACAGCUAUGGCUAUGUCAGUGGAAAACUAACAGGAUACUAUGAUGGAACCUCCUAUCCUGCUCCAGAGUUCUACAAUCCCAUCCCAUGGAAACCUAUUCAUGUACCACCACCGCCAAAGGAAGCAGUGAGAAACCAGCCUGGGAAGAAGAAGAAAAGAGCUGUAUCCAGCCAGCCAUAUAGAUCUAGCAUGGCUACACUAUACAAACCAAAGGACAAUCUUCAAGUUGGGGGUGGAAAGUUCAAAAGGUAGUGUCCACCAGAUAGUAUAAUACAGGUGUUUUACCUUUUAGAUGUAGGAAAAACCUCUGGUUGUGUACUAUUUUUCUCAAAUACUUUAUAACAUUACCAGCAUGAUGGUCCACUUGCUCAAGUAUUGAGCCAAAAUUGUGAUCCAAAAAUGCCCAUGAUCUUCCAGCUAGUAUUCAAUGAGAAUUGCAGAAGUCCUUAACAAAGGCUGGUGCUACAGAGCUCCUCCACUUUAUCUAAUAAGAAGCAUUGGUCAUUUCAUAAAAUAAAAUGAUCAUUGAUCGAUUGAUCUAUCGUUGAUCCAUUCCUAGUUUUAGAUGUGUCCAAAAUUAGCACAAUGCAAUUGAACACAUCGCACCAGACCAUAGGCACUUUUCAAGAUUUCUUUGUUUUAAAAUGUAGUGUGUGAUACAUAAAUAUUGUAUGGCAGUUAUAUAUCAAUAUGUGAUUCCUCUAACAUGCAACAUCGUGAAUUUAACUGAAAUAUCUAUGGUCUGAUAUUUGCCUAUUUAUGUUUGUGUUCUGAACACUAAACUGCACUAGAAGUCGCUUAAGCCACCACUAGUUUCAAUGAACUGUAUUUAUAGCCUUUUCCGUUUACAUUUAUAAAAAUGCUUUAAGUGAACUUUGUAGAAACUGUUUUUGUACUUUUAAAUCUUAAAGCUUUUCCCAAAAUGUGAUUUUGACUUUUUGAUAUUUUUCUAAUAAAGCAACAUUGACUUUGAUAUUUUUUAUUUGUUUUUAGGACUUAAAUACUGUUUAACACAAAUUGCUAAACUGCUUCAAAUAAAGGGCUAACGACUUAGAAAGUUA
Molecule: messenger RNA, 2111 nt
Organism: Pseudophryne corroboree (corroboree frog)
Lineage: Eukaryota; Metazoa; Chordata; Amphibia; Anura; Myobatrachidae
Gene: CCDC34
Product: coiled-coil domain containing 34
Exons: 7
Coding region: 301-1302 (333 amino acids)
Source: RefSeq, a predicted model, not a curated record